Ananas comosus (pineapple) is the source of this 1527-nucleotide messenger RNA. Its product is annotated as WAT1-related protein At5g64700. Gene Ontology annotation, cellular component: plasma membrane. The coding region runs from base 200 to 1204 and encodes 334 amino acids. The transcript is spliced from 8 exons. The record is from RefSeq and is a predicted model, not a curated record. Lineage: Eukaryota; Viridiplantae; Streptophyta; Magnoliopsida; Poales; Bromeliaceae. Gene Ontology annotation, molecular function: transmembrane transporter activity.
GAGAUAUUCUAUAGUUAGGGCAGGUCUGUUCAGGAAAGAGGCAGAGGUAAACUUUUCUCUUUUUGAGUGAAAAAAUUGAUUGGAUGGGUGACUUAGACUGGUGUAAUUUCAUGAAUAGAAGCUGGCAAGUUGAGGUUGUUACCUCUCUUGUGAAGGUGCAGCACUUCAGAUGUAGCAAAAGUCACCGAGCUUCUAAGUCAUGCAGAUACUUAUGAAGGCCACCUUCAACGAAGGCAUGAGCACUUCUGUUUUUGUGUUCUAUAGGCAAUCAGUGGCAACUCUCUUCUUAGUUCCUGUUGCUUUUCUACUUGAAAGGAAAAGAGCUCCACCACUGCAAUAUAUGGUUGCACUCAAGAUCUUUGCACUUGCCUUUUGUGGGAUUUCUGGAUCGAUAAACAUUUACAACAUUGGUCUCAAUUAUACUACUGCAACCUCAGCAUCUGCAAUGUUCAACAUCAUGCCCGUGAUUGCCUUCAUUUUGGCUGUUCUAUUUAGGAUGGAAACUGUCAAGUUAAAUAGGAUGCAUGGAAUGGUGAAAACCUCAGGAAUUGUGCUCUGCUUGGCAGGUGUGAUAACAUUGGCCCUCUACCAAGGGCCUGAGCUGAAACUCUUCACUCAUCGCUACCUUCUUCAUCAUACAGGGAGUCGCACUCAUGGAGCUUCUUCGACCCACUCUAAAAAGUCAUGGGUCUUGGGAGUUUUCCUCAUGGUCAUGAGCACUGCAGCAUGGGCUUUGUGGGCAGUGCUCCAGGGACCUUUGUUGUUGGAGUAUCCUUCUAAGCUUCUUAAUACUGCUCUUCAGUGCCUCUUUUCGACCAUUCAAUCUUUCUUUUUAGCUUUAAUCAUUGAGAGGGAUUUCUCUAGAUGGAAGAUUGGCUUGGAUGUAACCCUCAUCUCGGUGAUUUACUGUGGUAUCAUUGUAAGCGGAGUUGCACACUACUUGCAGUCAUGGACAAUAGAGAAGAAGGGCCCGGUGUUUUUAACCAUGUCGAUGCCGUUAACUCUAGUCAUCACAAUCAUACUGUCCACAAUUCUGUUGGGAGAAGCAAUUUGCCUUGGAAGUGUCUUAGGUGGAAUACUUUUGGUUGGGGGCCUCUACAAUGUUCUUUGGGGGAAGAGGAUGGAGGCAUUACACAGCAAAAUAGAAGCAAGCAAUGGGGCUGAAGCUUCCAUGGAGGAAAAGGAAAAGGAAACACAAGUCUGAAAGGAACUCCCUCCUCAUCUUAGAUGCAUAUGAAUUUGUCGCUGCAUACACGGCUCGCGCGAUGAUGUUCGCUUCACGCCGAGAUCUGGAGAGGGUCAGAUGUGUAAAAGGUCUUAGCCCUGCAUACUGAGAGAGACUGUUUCUGCGACUUGAAACUCGAUUGUGACACCCAGAUUGCACUGCAUGUAACAUAAGGGAUAUAAUGUUGCCUAAGUAUGUGUUUGAUUAAAUACUCUUGAUGUUGUCAUUUUAGUUGUAUUAUUAAUUCAUGGUUGGAAUAAUCAGAGUGUUAUUUAUGAAUAUAUUGGCAAAUUGAUGAAUAA